Sander lucioperca (pikeperch) is the source of this 8115-nucleotide messenger RNA. RefSeq names its product cullin-9 (gene cul9). The transcript is spliced from 48 exons. The coding region runs from base 89 to 8059 and encodes 2656 amino acids. The record is from RefSeq and is a predicted model, not a curated record. Gene Ontology annotation, molecular function: zinc ion binding. NCBI's taxonomy places the organism in Eukaryota, Metazoa, Chordata, Actinopteri, Perciformes, Percidae.
UGCUUUGCGACCUGCCAAAUUAACACCAAGAAGGAGAAACUAAGAAGUAGCCCUAGAAGAAGAAGCCGCCCUGUCACACAGUGCGCAAAUGCGCAUCCAGCAGCACGGACCUCCGGUGGACACCGAUAAAACUAACACUUCCAGGCUGGGAAACGAUACGUUAGGGCGGAAGAGAAAACUGCGCUCGAGCGGGAAGACAGAACCGAAGGGUAACGUCUGUGACACGGCAGCGACCAUGGUGGGCGAACGCCGCAAUGGGAACCUGCUGGUCCAGCUGGGCCCACGUCUGCAGGCCUAUCCAGAGGAGCUGAUCCGCCAGCGCCGUAACCACGACAACCAGACCGAGUACUUGAUCCGCUGGUGCCUCGUCACCCUCGACGACGGCUCCGGAUCUGGGGGCGGAGCCAGCGAGGGGGGCGGGGCCGGCGGCGGUGGCGGCUCGGGGUCGGACGGCUCCGGUAGCUCUGCGUCCGGGGAAAGCAAACCAGAGAACAUCCUGAUGUGGAUGACCACGGAGGACGUGUACGCCAACUGUCCCACGCUGCUCGGGAAACGGAAAACAGACGCACAGCGCUCACAGGACUCGCUGCACGGAGAGGCCUCACACGGGGGACAGAGUCAGAGGAGUGGCGGCGAGUUUCCCCCGGACGUCACGUUCGACGAGGUGGAGCUGUCGGACAUGAAGGAGGACGUGAAGAACCUGGUGCAGCGAGCCAGAAAGCAGAUGGCCAAGAAGAGUGACUUCUCCAUCAGCAUCACGCACACCAUCCACGUGCUGAGCGCCUACGCCAGCAUCGGCUCGCUGGUCAGCGUCUUCAAGGAGACGGGCGCUCUCAACCUGCUGAUGGAGCUGCUCUGCAACAAGGAGACGCAGACCAGACGCAGUGCUGGGAAGAUGCUACGGGCACUCGCCUCGCACGACGCAGGAAGUCGUGCGUACGUCCUGCUGUCUCUCAGUCAGCAGGACGGCAUCGAGCAGCACAUGGACUUUGAUAACCGCUACACUCUGCUGGAGCUGUUCGCUGAGACCACGUCCUCAGAGGAGCACGGCAUCUCCUUCGAGGGGAUUCACCUGCCACAGAUUCCUGGGAAGCUGCUGUUCUCGCUGGUGAAGCGUUACCUGUGCGUGACGUCCCUGAUGGACAAACUGAACACGGCGGGCGCCGAGUCUCUCGGUGACAGACCGGACGCCAGCCCCUCCCCCUGCACCACCGCCCACCAGGCCGAACACCUGCGCGUGCAGCGUGAGUUCGACUUCACCAUGGCGAUGGCCAACCUGAUCUCCGAGCUGGUCCGCGUGAUGGGCUGGGACCGGAACCGCCAGCCGCCAGAUGGCUCCGCCCACAACGACUGCGGAGGGGGCGGGACCUGCGGCGAGGAUCUGGGAGAGGACGUCGCCCGGCCUGUCCUCAGGUCCAUCUUCCAGCCUCGUUUCUGUACCUCUCCUGUCGUUCUCGCCGCCACGUCUAACCUUCCUGCUCCCGUCCCCGCGGUGGUCGCGGCGGCCGCCUCCACUCCACCGAAAAAGAAGACGGGAAACGGAUUCAAAUCUCGCUCUGACUUCGCCAGCCGCUCGGCCUACGUGGAGUACGUGCAGGACAACCUGAAGAGCGGCAUGAUGGUCCGCAUGCUGGAGGACUACGAGGAGGUGAGCGCCGGAGACGAGGGAGAGUUUCGCUAUAGCAACGACGGCUCGCCGCCCGUUCAGGUGUACUGGAACUCCCUGUCCAGGACCUACUGGGUCCACUGGCACAUGGUGGAGAUCCUGGGCAGCGGCAGCAGCACUCAGGCUGAGAAGGAGUCGCAGGAGAAGGCGUCCACCCUGACGGAGACACUCAAACUCACCGCUGUGAGUCAGACCUUCUUCUCCAAGCCGCCCGGCGGCCUCUACUCGCUGCCGUACCUGUCGGAGCGUCUGCACCUGGAGCCGCCCGCGCUGAGUCGCGCCGAGUGGUGGGAGAUCCUCUUCUUCAUCAAGAAACUGGAAAUCAAACAGCAGCAGGAAGUCAACAGCAUGCUGCUGCAGAGCCUCGAGGACCAGGAGGCGGAGCUGGACGACUCGUCUCUGAUUGGUCUGUCAGUCCCCGGAGACGUGGCGAAGAAGCUGCUCCACUUCCUGAAGCAGAAUCUGCCGUCGUGGUGUCUGGGAGACCUGCUCUGUUCUCACGCCUUCUCCAAGCACUACCUGAAGAGAGGGGGGGGCAGUCUGGAGGACCAGGAGCUGCUGGCUGAAAGCUCUCUGGGUUCGUCCGGCCUGGCAGGCGGAGGGCAGAACUCGUCCUCUUCAUCGUCGGCCUCCACCUCGUCUUCCUCGGCGAUGGGCUCCGUCUCCAAGAAAGCCAAGAAGGAACUUCCUGUUGUGGACUCGGGCUGCGGCAGCCCAGAGACGGAGAACGAGCUGCCGUCAGAGGACGACAGCAAAUACCCCGACGACCUGGACGACAAGAUGAAAGUGUUCAACUCCCCGCGGGUGCAGGGGAAGAAGACGGUGCUGGAGAAGCUGGGGGAGGUGGUGGACAUCCUGAGGAAGGGGGGCACGGGGGGGUCGGAGCAGCUGGCCGCGGUCCUCUUCAUCAACCGGCUGCUGGAGGAGAAAGGCACGCAGGAGAAGAACUCCAUGAGGAGCGACUCGGCACAGACCAUACGGGACAAGGUGUUGAAGCUGCUGGUGGAGUUGCUGGGCUCGUCCUCCAGAGAUCUGGUGAUCGGCACGCUGAGACUCACUCACCUCCUCAUGCUGAAGUACGAGUGGAGGGUUUCCUUCGCCACCGAGGGCGGAGUCAAGGCCGUGCUGUCCUGCAUGCAGGAGUUCUCCACCGUCACGCACGUCCAGCAGCUGGCGCUCGCAACUCUGAAGGUCAUCACUGGAGCGAGUAAACACGACCUUCGCAGCGUCGGCAGCAGCGUGCCGCUCUCCGAGUCCGGCACUCAGAUGAUGUUGGAGAUCUUCGCCAGCAUCGGCUCGGCCACGCCCGAAGGCUCCAAGGGGCUGCUGGGAGCCGUCCCCGCCGCCAUCGACCUCAUGCUCCAGACUAAAGGCUGCAUGCUGUCGGUGCGUAACGGCCUGCUCGUCAUCAUCAUGCUCAUCUCCAACCACAAGAGCCUGGCGGAGCAGCUGGUGGCCGCCGACGUCACCGCCGUCCUCAAGAAGUGUCUGACUCUGUCCAGAGCCGAGACCAUGCUCGCCAUCAUCGCACUCAACCACAUCUCCAUGGUGCACAAGCUGGAGAGCAAAGAGUGUCGAGAGCAGCUGGACUUUAAGGACACGGAGCUGCAGAUGUUGGUGGUGAGUCUGAAGGAGCUGGCGGCCACUAAAGAGGUGAUCCAGACUCUGGAGCAGCUGCUGUGUGACGACACCUCACAGCUAGAGGACCAACGCAGCCAGGUGACCCACAGUCGAGACACGUAUCAGGAUCUGGUCCGUCUGAUAGAGCAGCACCGAGCCGACCGGGCCGUCCAGCUCUCCAUCCUCAGGAUCCUGAACAAGUUCCUGGACAACUACGAGGAGGACGUGCUCCCGUGGCACGAGAGCAUCGAGCCCUGCCUGUCCUCCAUGACGGCCUUCAUCAGCGACAGAGAGGUGGUGCAGCUGUUUAUCCGCUUCCUGUACCGGCUGGCGUCCCUGAACAAAGACUACGCGGUGGUGAUGUGCCGGCUGGGGACCAAGGACGCUCUGGGCAAAGCUCUGGACAAACACAGCACCAGCCUGCUGCUGCUCACCGAGCUCAGAGACCUCAUCACCGACUGUGAGAAGUACGCCAGCCUCUACAAGAAGAUGACCACCAGCGUGCUCGCCGGAUGUAUCCAGAUGGUGUUGGGUCAGAUCGAGGAGCAUCGUCGCAGCCAUCAGCCAAUCAACAUCCCUUUCUUCGACGUGUUCCUCAGGAAUCUCUGCCAAGGCUCCAGUGUGGAGCUGAAGGAGGAUAAAUGCUGGGAGAAGGUGGAGGUUUCGUCCAAUCACCAUCGAGCUAACAAGCUGACCGACAAAAACCCCAAAACCUACUGGGAGUCCAACGGCUGCACCGGCUCACACUUCAUCAACAUCUACAUGCACAAAGGAGUCGUCAUCAGACAACUGGCCAUCCUGGUGGCCAGCGAGGACUCGAGCUACAUGCCGGCCCGGGUUCUGGUUCUGGGAGGAGACGACCCGACCAACAUCAACAGCGAACUCAACACGGUCAACGUGACUCCGUCAGCCACGCGGGUGGUGCUCCUGGAGAACCAGACCCGGUUCUGGCCCAUCAUCCAGAUCAGAGUUAAGAGAUGUCAACAGGGUGGUAUUGACACGCGGGUCCACGGUUUUGAGGUUCUGGGUCCAAAGCCGACAUUCUGGCCGGUGUUUAAGGAGCAGCUGUGCUGCCGGACCUUCCUGUUCUACAGCACCAAGGCCCACACCUGGUGCCAGGAAGUGAUGGAGGACCGCACGCAGCUGCUGCAGCUCUUCAACAAACUGAACAGUGCUCUGAGACACGAGCAGAUGUUUGCAGAUCGUUUCCUGCCAGACGCCGAGGCAGCUGAAGCUCUGGGCCGGACCUGUUGGGAGGCUCUGAUCACCCCGAUAGUCCACAGCAUCACACUGUCAGAAUCCUCGGCGCCCAGCCCUCUGUCCUGGCUGCUCAGUGAGUACCUGGAUAACGCCGAGUCGGCCCGCCGCUGUAAAAGCCGGGCGGCCAUCUUCAACUCCAGAGUGAGACGCCUCACACACCUGCUGGUCCACGUGGACACAAGCCGGCCGGACGGCGAGGAGCUCAAACCCCCGGUCAAAUCAAAAGGUCUCAACGGCAGCAAAGAGCUGAAGAACAGUAAAGACGGUAAAAACAAAGAGACGGCCGCGGCCUCUUCUUCCUCGUCAUCCAGCCAAGCCAAGCCCAAAGUGAAGAGCAGCAGCAGCAUCGCAGGCAUCGCCCUCUGCUGGCAGGGAGUGGUACAGAGACAGGUGAAGAAGUUUCUGGAGUCGAGCUGCAGUCUGCCAGACUUCGUGGAGCGUUACCGGACUCUGUACCUGCGGCUGAAGAACGCCAUGGAGGAACUGUUUGGACAGCAGACCGCCUUCGUCCUCGCUCUGCGGCACGGCUUCUCAGCCGCGCUGCUGCACCUCUCCAUCCUCAGAGCCAUGCACGUGAGCGAGCGCUUUGCUCAGUACAUCGACCAGAUGAUCCAGGCGAGCGGAGUGGCGUCCGGCAGCGUGGAGACUCUGGAGCGGCUGAAGCAGUUUCUGGAGCCGAUGCUCUUCCUGUCGGGCCUGGAGCUCGCCAGCACCUUCGAACACUUCUACAGGUACUACCUGGGCGACCGUCUGCUGUCUCAGGGGAACGUGUGGUUGGAGAGCGCCGUGAUCGAUCACAUCGGCAGCUGCUUCCCGAGUCGCUUCCCUCAGCAGAUGCUGAAGAACCUGAGUGAGUCGGCCGAGCUACAGCAGGAGUUCCACCUGUACCGCCUGCAGCAGCUGGACCGCUGCCUUCAGGAGCACGACCAGAUGAUGGAGGAGGAGUGGGCCGAGACCGAGGAGGAGGCGGAGGUCCAGGUUCUGGUUCUGUCCCCCCGCUGCUGGGCCGUGUCCUCGCUCUGCUUCCUGGAAGAACCCGCAAACCACUUUCCAUCUGAGCUCUGCUCCUACCUGAACCAGUUCACCCAGUUCUACACACACAGUCAGUCCAUGUAUGGUCUGAGUCACUCUAAGCCCCGGCGUCUCCAGUGGACGUGGCUGGGUCACGCUGAGCUGCAGUUCGGCUGCUGGACGCUGCACGUCUCCACGCUGCAGAUGUUCAUCCUGCUGCAGCUCAACAGCCACGAGGAGGUCAGAGUGGACGCUCUGCUGCAGGCCACAGGCCUGUCGGCCGCCGUGCUGCUGCACGCUCUGCUGCCGCUCAUCACUGAGGACGGACCGCUGACCUGCAGCUGUCCAGAGGACCCCAGUCAGGGUGUGUUGCGGUUGAACCAGCAGGUGGCGUCCCGCAGUGUGUCCGGCGUCGCGGCGUGCGUCCAGCUGCUGCCUCGCCAGACGUACCUGAACGUAGACGAGGACGCCGCUGGCACGCUGGAGAGGAAGAGGAACUACGUCUACUGUCUGAUCGUCCACAUCAUGAAGCAGGAGAAGGAGAUGCACAUAGACAACCUCGUCUUCAAGGUCCUGGACUCGUGUCAGAAGCAGGAGGCGUCCCGGUCCCCGGGCUCGCCGGGCGCCGGCCGGUUCAGCUGCAGCACCAGCGACGUGCUGUCCUGCAUCAUGCACGUCAUCAGCAAGGGCUGCGUCCGACGCAACGACGACAACCCGCACAUUGUGGAGUUCCUGCCGGAGGACCCGUCCACGCCGCAGAAAGGCCAGGCCCAGUUCUCCUUCAGCGGCGCCGGCAGCCGGACGGACGCCGACAGCAGUCUGAUGUCGGCACCGCGGCAGUUUGAGGACGGCGUUCUGGACACGGUUCUGUUCUCGAUGGGCCGGACGAUGACGCAGGAGGAAGUCCGUCAGCUGAUGCAGCAAACCGUCCAACAGGUGUCGGGGACUCUGAGUCUGGACCUGGACCGGGCUGAGCACCUGCUGGCCCACUGUAAGUGGAACGUGGACCUGUUGGUGCAGCGCUACACGGACGACGCCGACGCCCUCAUCAUGGCCGCUGGGCUACGCUCCAGAAACCCCCAGCCCCCGCCUAGCCCCACCCCCACCUGCCCCGUGUGCCUGGGCCCCCGCAGCGUCGCCAUGGAGCCAGUCCCCGCGCUCAGCUGCAUGCACUACUGCUGCCAGUCGUGCUGGCAGGAGUACCUGACAGCGAGGAUUGAACAGAACCUGGUGAUGAACUGUAACUGUCCAAUCACAGACUGCCAGGCUCAGCCCACCUCGCUCUUCUUCCUCAGCAUCCUCACCGACAAGGACACCAUCGCCAAGUAUGAGAAUGCCUUGCUCCGAGGCUACGUGGAGUGCUGCUCCAACCUGACGUGGUGCACCAACCCUCAGGGCUGCGAUCAGAUCCUCUGCAAGGAGAACAUGGGCAGCAUGGGGACCUGCAGCAAGUGCUGCUGGGCCUCCUGCUUCAGCUGCAACUUCCCCGAGGCCCACUACCCGGCCAGCUGCAGCCACAUGUCUCAGUGGAUGGACGAUGGAGGAUAUUAUGAAGGGAUGAACAUGGAGGCUCAGAGCAAACACCUCGCCAAGCUCAUCUCCAAACGCUGCCCCAGCUGCCAGGCUCAGAUCGAGAAGAACGAAGGCUGCCUGCAUAUGACCUGUGCCAAGUGUAACCACGGCUUCUGCUGGCGCUGUCUGAAACCAUGGAAACCAACACACAAAGAUUACUACAACUGCUCCGCCAUGGUGAGCAAAGCAGCGCGGCAGGAAAAGAAGUUCCAGGAUUAUAACGAGCGAUGCACCUUCCACCACCAGGCCAAGGACUUCGCCAUCAACCUGGAGAACAAAGUGGCGUCCAUCAACGAAGCUCUGCAGAUGAAGUCUCUGACCUUCGUCAUCGACGCCUGUAAAGUCCUCGCUCAGGGGCGCAAGGUGCUAGCCUACUCAUGCGUCUACAGCUACUACAACCAGGAGACGGAGAAGAUGGACGUGAUGGAGCAGCAGACAGAGGCUCUGGACCUGCACACCAAUGCUCUGCAGAUCCUGCUGGAGGAGACGCUGCUGCAGUGCACGGACCUGGCCUCGUGUGUCCGUCUGCUGAAACCUGAACACCUCAACACCGGACUGGAACUGAUCCGACGCAUCCAAGAACGCCUGCUGGCCAUCCUGCAGCACUCCACCCAGGACUUCAGGGUGGGCUAUCAGUCUAAGAGUGGCCAGGAUCCAGACUCCACUCAGGCCUGCAACCUGUCCAACAACACCAACACCAACAAAGUGGCGAAGGCUGAGCGUGCGUCGGAGUCCGGCGACUCGGACAACAACAACUACGCCGGCGAGGAGGGCGGCGAGGAGGCGGAGGACGAGGAUGACGAAUACGACGAGGAGUACGUCCCCGAGUGGCACGAAGACUACGACGAAGACGACAUCGACGAGGACGACUUCUUCUCCGACGAUGACGAGUCAGAGAACCUGGAGAGAGAGUUCAGCCCCUUCGACUGAACGCACACACACACACACACACACACACACACACACACACACACACACACAGACAC